AUGCCAAUUCAACUGUGGGGGAAGGAUCAAAUCAAAAUUGUUUACGAAAAUGCAGACAACAACAACGAUCCCCUUCAUUAUCGAGAACAACAAGACGAUGAGUUUGGUCACUAUGCACGAGUAGCGUUACCAACUCUUCAUCGAAGGGUGCUCAUCGGAACCAAUCGUUGGAUCUCAAAAUUGAGCAGUAUUCGACUCCUGCGAGUCGAUUUAGUUCAUUGGACCAUGCUGUUUAUAUGGCUUCUUUUGCUAGCCAAAUUUUCAACCAUCUACACACGACUGUACACGCAUUCCGCACUGCUGACGACAAUAUGCACCAAUGCGCUUUUAUUUGGUAUAUCCGAUAUUCUCGCUCAAGGUAUCCGCCAAAACGGCCUAGAAACGUCACUUCAUUUGCCACUCGGCCCUGACCGGUUUUCGAAUGAAGAUGAAGAAGAAGACCUCGAAGACAGCAUUUCGAUCUUUAACGACUAUGGCCCUGUGCUCUCCAAUUCUCUCCCAGAGGGCCCUGCCAUAUCGGAGUCUCCUUACCACUUCCAGUUUUUCCGAUGGGGAUGUUUUAUGGCCUGGGGUUCCGGUUUGGCUUUCUUUCAAGUACCAUGGUAUCGCAUCCUUAAUUACCUGUACACAGAAGACCCUAGCAUUGUUCAAACAAUAGAACGAGUUUUGUCGGAUCAGCUGGUUUAUUCUCCAAUCUCGCUUUUUUGUUUCUUCGCGUAUUCUAACUUCGUUAUGGAAGGAGGUGAUGCGUCGACACUCAAGACCAAAGUCGAAAACGUGUAUCUUGGUACAUUGGGCUUCAAUUACAUGUUAUGGCCCCCCGUGCAAUUCAUCAACUUUAUGCUGAUGCCCAAGAAUCUACAAGUUCCCUUUAGUUCAUCUAUCGGCGUCAUGUGGAACUGCUUUCUGUCCAUGCGCAAUGCUUCGACAGUACAAAAAACAUAG
This is a messenger RNA of Lachancea sp. 'fantastica', 945 nucleotides long. The record is from the annotation of a GenBank genome assembly. Lineage: Eukaryota; Fungi; Ascomycota; Saccharomycetes; Saccharomycetales; Saccharomycetaceae.